UCCAUCUCAACAAUGGCUGAGCUUGCACCAUUUUUCCUUCUUUUUCUCACUUUGUUUCUUAGUGCAAGCUCUACUACUUCCUCUUCACCUGUUCAAGACCCUGAACUUGUAGUACAAGACGUUCAUAGGAGCAUCAAUGCUUCAAGGAGGAACUUGGCCUACUUGUCGUGUGGAACGGGCAACCCCAUUGACGAUUGCUGGAGGUGCGAUCCCAACUGGGAGAGGAACCGCCAGCGGCUUGCUGACUGUGCCAUUGGGUUUGGAAAGGAUGCCAUUGGAGGAAGAAAUGGUCGGAUCUACGUGGUCAGCGACUCCGGUGACGACGACCCAGUGAACCCCAGGCCCGGAACACUCAGACAUGCAGUGAUACAAGACGAGCCACUGUGGAUCAUCUUCAAAAGGGAUAUGGUGAUUCAGCUGAAGCAAGAGCUGGUGAUGAACUCCUUCAAAACCAUCGAUGGUAGGGGUGCUAGCGUCCACAUUGCCGGAGGACCAUGCAUUACCAUACAUUAUGUGAGCAACAUCAUCAUCCAUGGCAUCCACAUACAUGACUGUAAGCAAGGAGGGAAUGCUAAUAUCAGAGACUCUCCUGGCCAUGAAGGUUGGUGGACUGUAUCGGACGGUGAUGGGGUUUCCAUCUUCGGUGGGACGCAUAUAUGGGUCGACCAUUGCUCUCUCUCUAAUUGCCGGGAUGGACUUAUUGAUGCCAUCCAUGGAUCCACAGCUAUCACUCUAUCCAACAACUACAUGACCCAUCAUGAUAAAGUCAUGCUUUUGGGCCACAGCGAUUCUUACACACAGGACAAGAACAUGCAGGUGACCAUCGCUUUUAAUCAUUUUGGCGAAGGGCUGGUUCAGAGAAUGCCAAGGUGUAGACACGGGUAUUUUCAUGUGGUGAACAAUGACUAUACACACUGGGAAAUGUACGCAAUUGGCGGGAGUGCGUCACCGACUAUCAACAGCCAAGGAAACAGAUUUCUUGCACCGGAUAAGAGGUUCAGUAAAGAGGUGACGAAACACGAGGAUGCGCCGGAGAACGAGUGGAGGAGCUGGAACUGGAGGUCUGAGGGUGAUAUGUUUUUGAAUGGAGCUUACUUUAGGCAAUCAGGAGCAGCUGCAUCUUCAAGCUAUGCCAGAGCUUCCAGCCUCAGUGCAAGACCUUCUUCUCUUGUGGGCUCAAUUACUACCACUGCUGGUGCACUUAAUUGCAGAAAAGGGUCUCGCUGCUAGCCUAAUUAUAAAUUAAUAUAUAACUUUCAAUAUAUAUAUAUAUAUAUAUA
Messenger RNA from Ziziphus jujuba (common jujube), 1280 nucleotides. RefSeq names its product pectate lyase. Gene Ontology annotation, molecular function: pectate lyase activity. The transcript is spliced from 3 exons. The record is from RefSeq and is a predicted model, not a curated record. Lineage: Eukaryota; Viridiplantae; Streptophyta; Magnoliopsida; Rosales; Rhamnaceae. Bases 13 to 1230 code for a protein of 405 amino acids.